AUGUCUAUUGGAGCCAUCCUGCAAAUCACAUCCUACUCUGUUGCCCAGAUGAUCGUUGGACGUAUCAUCGCGGGCAUUGGUAACGGAAUCAAUACGGCGACUGCACCAGCAUGGCAAGCCGAGACAUCCAAAGCGGCGUGGCGUGGCAAGCUUAUCGUCGUCGAACUCAUUCUGAACAUUGCCGGUUUUAGUCUGAGUAACUGGGUCACCUUUGGCUUCAGUUACGUCCCCAGUCCGGUGUCCUGGCGAAUUCCUCUGGCGUUCCAGUUCAUCUUUAUUGUCAUUCUAUAUGCCACAGUACCUUGGCUUCCUGAAUCUCCUCGAUGGCUUGUCUCGAGGGAUCGACAUGAAGAAGCAGAACUGAUCCUCGCCGAUAUCGAAGGCACCGAGGUCGAAGAUCCAUAUGUACAGACCGAAUUCCAGGAGAUCAAAUGGGCUGCCGACUAUGAGAAGACCCACCAAGUCCGAAUUCGCGACCUAAUUCGCGGCAAGCAAGGCAGCGAAGGUGGUAACUGCUCCUUGCGGCGCAUCCUUCUUGGUAUGGGAUCACAAGCGAUGCAACAACUAAGUGGAAUAAACGUCACUUCAUACUACUUGCCGACAGUUCUGAUCGAGUCCGUCCAUCUCAGCAACAAGACGGCUCGCCUGUUGGCGGCCUGCAACAGCGUCAGCUACCUGCUCUUCUCCCUUAUCGGGAUUCCUAACGUGGAGCGCUGGGGUCGCCGAAAGAUGCUCAUGUACGCUGCCGCUGGCCAGGGAUUCUGCUAUCUUAUCAUCACCAUCUUAAUUCGAUACUCGGAAUUGUAUGGGCCAACCACGGAGAAAGGAACCAAAAUCGCCUCUGCAAGUGUGGCGUUCUUCUUCUUGUAUUACGUCUUCUUCGGCAUCGGCUUCCAAGGUGUACCAUGGUUAUAUCCUGCGGAGAUCAACAGUCUUGCAAUGAGACAGAAGGGCACGGCGUUAGGUACAGCAACCAAGUGGAUCUUCAACUUGCAAGUCUACAUCCCCUUUGAUAUGGUUGUCGAGAUCACUCAGAUUGGUAUCCAGAACUUGCAGUGGAAGUUCUACAUCAUUUGGACGAUCCUGAAUCUUUCUUUCGUUCCCAUUGUUUUUUUUCUGUACGUCGAAACGGCUGGUCGCACACUAGAAGACAUCGACACCUACUUCCGCGAGCACCAUAACGUUAUAGUCUUCCGUGACGAGCUCGCCACCUCGUCCAAACGACCAGAGGAGUACAUCCGCAAAGAAGAGCAAGAGAUCCGCCGCAAGAGUUCCGUCAACCCUCGCGCCAUGAGUCUCGCCACAGGCCACCGGCGGUAUAGUCUCAUGAGUGCCGAGCAAGACCUCGGGACGACGGGCAUACAACAGUACGAGAAGGACGGAGAGUCGUGGCAGAGGAAGGAGGAGCUGUGA
Recurvomyces mirabilis is the source of this 1413-nucleotide messenger RNA. RefSeq lists its product as uncharacterized. The record is from RefSeq and is a predicted model, not a curated record. Gene Ontology annotation, biological process: transmembrane transport; carbohydrate transport. Gene Ontology annotation, molecular function: carbohydrate:proton symporter activity. The transcript has 7 exons. Lineage: Eukaryota; Fungi; Ascomycota; Dothideomycetes; Mycosphaerellales; Teratosphaeriaceae. Gene Ontology annotation, cellular component: membrane. Bases 1 to 1413 code for a protein of 470 amino acids.